AUGACGACGACAACAGCAAAGGCGACUGGCAAGCGGAAAUGGCGCAGCCAAAAGAGGACCAUAAAUCUGGAUAUACCCAUUAAUACCCAUCGAUUGGCCCAUGCCUCACAUUCAUCCUCGACGCUGCCGGAUGUGCCAGCGGAUGUGGCUUCCAGGAAUCGCAUGGAAGUGCUGCAAUAUUUAAACUCAGUGCCAAAGGGCUCCAAGUGCAAUGUGCAAUGCGGCCGCGAGCCGAGUUUUGACGUUAGAUUAGUCGAGCGUGCGCGCAUAUUUUUCCCACGAUCAGGAUACACCCCGAAGAACCACACUACCACCAUGAAGGAUCGCUUCAACAGGAUAACCUGGACGGAAGUCCUGCCAAGCAUGCUGCUACUCAUCGUGCUAAUGGCCACCACAACCUUAGCCUUUCCCGACGGAGCACCCGCGGAUACGUGUGUGAAAAAGCGGGCUAAUCAGCCAAAUCACGGCACGGCCAGGAGCCAGCCGGCGGAAACGAAUCCCUUUGAGGUGGUGGCCGACUCUCAGACCUAUCAUCCCGGCCAGCAAAUUUCAGUGGUGGUCUACCCGCACUCUGGACAUGGUCAGGUCUUUCGGGGAUUCUUCCUCCAGGCGCGCGAUGCCAACUCGAAUGAGUGGAUCGGCGAGUGGGUGCAGAGUGAGAACACCAAGACCAUUCCAGAGUGCUCGGCCAUAACGCAUGCAGACAAGAAGGACAAGUUAGGAGCCAAGCUCAUCUGGAAGGCGCCGCAAAACAAGCGAGGAAAUGUCUACUUUACGGGCACUGUGCUUCAGCAGUACGGCACCUUCUGGAGCGACAUCGUCAACAAGGUGCAGGCGGAGCCGCAGUAUUGAAAUUAUGUACUUUUACUUACUUAGCAUAAGGCAGCUGUAUCCCGCAACUGAUGCCGGGCAAUAAAUUGUAAAGACCCU
Drosophila kikkawai is the source of this 930-nucleotide messenger RNA. NCBI's taxonomy places the organism in Eukaryota, Metazoa, Arthropoda, Insecta, Diptera, Drosophilidae. The record is from RefSeq and is a predicted model, not a curated record.